This is a messenger RNA of Homarus americanus (American lobster), 5856 nucleotides long. RefSeq lists its product as uncharacterized. The transcript has 2 exons. The coding region runs from base 457 to 2709 and encodes 750 amino acids. Lineage: Eukaryota; Metazoa; Arthropoda; Malacostraca; Decapoda; Nephropidae. Gene Ontology annotation, biological process: G protein-coupled receptor signaling pathway. The record is from RefSeq and is a predicted model, not a curated record. Gene Ontology annotation, molecular function: G protein-coupled receptor activity. Gene Ontology annotation, cellular component: membrane.
GUGUUGGAGGCGCGGUCACUAUGAGACGGCGACGAGGGAGGCAGGAGGUGGUGGACGAUGAGGAGGCCCUGCAUAUAAACCGGACCCAUAAAAGAGAUAAAGAGCAGCACUGGACAGUUUCACUCUAGCCUUCUGAUAUCUCACUAGCUGCUACCUCAGCCCUCCGCCCACGGUCAUCCUCAUCCGUGUAGAAAGUCCUCGUAGAACUGUUGCAAGUUAUACAGUGAUGACGGUAUAUCUGAAAACUGUGUGCCCAUAAUAGCAUUGGAUAGCUUAUUUUGUAAACAGAUCGCAGUGCCUUAGUAAAGAGUGUACAGUGUGAAGUUGUGGGUAGAUAAUUCAGAGCAACUUUGUGUUCAAGUAGUUCAAUAGGCAUACGCUAGAUUUGUUACCUAAGGAGUGUGUAAGGGAAAAAUAUAGAAUUUCGUUUCACCGUGACCAUCUACCCCGGCCAACAUGUGUGAGGGCUACCAGAUUCGUUUCGACGUGGCCUUUAAGAAGGAGAACGACACUGUUAUUACAAUUCUGAAGCCUGUCAUCACCAAGUGCCCUGAGGACCCGGGACCUAUCAUCGCCGGAGUCUUCCUCUCAAUCAUCUUCCUCGGAGCCUUCCUCCUCAACCUGAUGGUGGUGGUGACGGUGGCCACCAGUUACACCCUCAAGAGGUUUCUCUACUGCCACCUCCUCAUUAACCUCAGCCUCUCCUGCAUGAUAGACUGUUUCCUCAACCUGAGUAUUGCCAUCGGCUACGUCACCACCGCGCCUUGGAGGUUUGGCUACGGUGUGAGUUACUUUAAUGGCUUUACGAUAAACAUGAUGAAUAGUGAGAUGGCCUUCGCUGUAUUACUGUUGGCUGUUGAUAGAUUAGCUGCAGCCAAGAAGUAUACCUCAUACCUCAACAGUGAGAAGUACAAAUUGGGUGUAGUGAUAGGUGUAACGUGGGUGGUGGCGUUUAUUCUGGCCUCACCCCUGGUGUGUGGUUUCGUACUCAGUAUGCCUUAUAAAAACAGAUACUCGUGUUCUGUCGCUGAUCCAAGAGACGAUUAUUACCUCAUUACGCACCUGUUACUGAUCGUGUGUUUGCCAACGCUUGUGAUGGUGGUGUUAGUGUGUGUGAUCUCAGUGACAUUCCACCGUGAGCGUAAAAAACAAAAGAGAAUCAAAGGUAACCAAACGAUGAGUUAUUUCGACCAAAUUUUGAUGACUCCAUACUUUAGAAACGAGUUCUAUCCGUCAGUGUUUGUGAUUUGUGCAGUGAUAGCGUACGUUAUGCUUUGGCUUCCCUUCACCGGUCUCACCACCAUUAGCCCCAUGAUGACCAAACACUGGGCCAAUGAGACGACCGAAGAUUCUCCCGACGAUGACUUCAGUCGCUUCUUGCCAACAACGAGGAGCAACUUCAGGGUGAGUCGGGCUAUGGUGGACGCGACUCAACUGGAAGCUCUGAAUAGCACCAACGCUACCUUGCCCUCCGACAUGACGCCAGAUAUGACCAACAUAACCAUGGACGAAGGUUUUAUCCCGGAGAUAGUGGACACCCCAGCCUUCGAUACCGUGGCCGUCUGGUUCCGCUUCAUUUUCAACAUUGUUGUGCCAAUUUUAGUGUUUAUCACUCUGAGGGAGGUGAGGACCAAGUGUGAGGCACUCAUCAUGUGCUGCAGACCUAACUCUGUGGACGUGGCCUCGCCCAAACCCUCACGUCCACCCUACAUCAGCAGCCUACCCGGCACUGGGACUGCAGAGAAGAAGGCCGGGGACACCAAGUCACAGAAGAAACAAAAAAAAGACAACAAAAACACCAUCAACUGCAAAACACCGAUCCUCUUCUCGACCUCCGAGGGCCUUCACAUCCGAACAAUUGGGGAUACUUACUUGGACAUGAAGGAAAAUAGAUCAUUGUUACCAUUCAACCGACAAAACAAUGAUCAACCAAAGUUUGUGUACAACCUGUGUGAUGUCAUGCUCGGGUAUGAAGAUCUCACAGACUUCGACGGGCAGUUCCAUAUAGAUGACAGCUACGACUUUGAGGGAGACCCAGAGGCUGAGAACCUGGGUAAAGGUAACGCCGUAGUCAUCGGGGCACAGCGGGCCGCCUUGGGGCAGAAGGGACAAGGCCCUGCUGAGAGCAAUGACGAGGAGGAAGGCACCAACUUCAAUAUUGACUACCGACCACCAACUCCACCCAAAGUUCAGGUCGUGGGCAACGACUCCGCUGUAAACUUCGGCAAUGCCCUAGAGGCGGAGGAUGUCAACAAGCAUAAGAAAGGAAAGAAAGUUAGAUUUGCAACUUUGCUGAAUGAGGAGAUUCCACGCCCACGCUCCGCUGAAAGUUCCAUCCUCAACUCGUCCGCCAACAGCUCUCGUUCCACUGACUCUGGGAUUAUGGCUGAUAACGAACGUAACUCUGCUCAACAAGACAAUGAGAAUCGGAAACCAAGAUUGAAUGUUAACAAUCGACAACAAGCUGCCAAAAAACAGACCAACAAACCUGGAGUAAAGGCCCGCGCUACUCGGAAACCCCCGCCCCCCAAGAAGGUGGGGGCACCUUCCUCCAAAAUUCCUUCCGGGCCCAAGACACCAAAGAAGGUUGUGUCCUCCAAAAUUCGGAAUAUCAAGAGUCGUCACAUGAAUAAUCUCAACUCCUCCCUCACGUCUCUGGAGAAUAAAUCACCGACGAGAGCCAGGAGGUUCUCCAAAGCCAGCACAUAACUCUCCAUGGCGAGUCCUCCACCCAUGGGAGGGGCGCUUGGUAGUUGCUAGGCGAGCGACUACGCCUUCCCCAGGGAUGCACAAGCCGACUACCAUACUUAUUGAAGACUGAACACACUCUUACUGCCAGCGUUCCUACUCAUGCAAGAUGAAUAUAUCUACUCUGUCCAGAAGAAACUAUAUACUGCGCCUUCGUCUUCAUCUAGAAUUUUCUCCAUGUCUAAUACUCCCAUCACUCCGUCAGACGAACUCCCUUCACUCCAUCCACAACACUUGUCACUCUGUCAAAACCCACUCCAGCCCUUAAACCAUUGUUAUGGUUCUCAGCACAACUAUCCACCACUACAGUGACUCGCAUCCACUGCCCUAAGUUUAUCCAUAAUAAUUUUGAGGAGAAAACUUGAAUCCACGUGUGAAAUACAGUAGUUUUAUUUAUUUUUUAUUUGUGGAUACUUAUUUUAUGUCUGAAAUUGUGAUAUAAUGUACAGUAUAGAUAAGGAGAAUUAUUACGCACACUGCUUCCGAGUAUAAAAUUAUACUGAAAUUCACGACGAAAUCUGAAACGUAUUGUCACCAACACAAGUUAACAGAAAUCACAAGUCGGAUUACUGUCAUAUGUGUGAUAAUAAGAAUACUAGUAGAUGACUUUAUUGAAAAAUUAUAUCAGUAUAGUUAGGCGGACAUCGAGGGUUGAUUAACGAAACAACAAAAGAGACACCUACAAAGACACUCACAGAAUUGAAUUAAAUGUGAUAAGUAAAUUGCAUGUCUAACAUAUGUUUAUAUUUAUAAGUAUUUGUAUAUUUAAUAUGAAUUUGGUUAGGGUAAAUUGAUUUAGUAUUUACAUUUUUGUGUUUAGUAAGCGAGUAAUUUGAAUGGGCUGACUGAUUUCCUGUGUAAAGUUAUUGUACUUUCUAGGACUUUACACUGCUGGUAACAGUAUCUAUCAGUCACCACAGAUUAUAUCAAUUAAUAAGGAUAAAUUGAUCCAAUCCCAUUGUAUGGAUAACAUUGAUCGGGUGUACCAAGAAGCUUUAUUCACCAGUAACACUAACCCAAGACUGAAUGUUUGUGUAAUAUUAUUUUAACUUACCUUAUAUAUUUUUCCCGUGAGAAAACACAACAAAGGCUGUGUUGACAUAUCAUUAAAUGUGCAACUAUACUCUGAAAAUAAUGUUGUAACUAGUCAUCCCAGCACACUCACCUGCUCUACAAUUACCAAAUGUGAUACAACACCAAUCAUGAUUUUUAUAUAAUUGAACAUAUAACAGUGUAAGCCUGAAAGCAAAACAAAAAACUAACCGGGCGCAACCGGUAUUUAAUUGUAAAUAGUAAUGCCAAUGCGAAUCUAAUAUUGUACCAGCAUUGUGUUUCUCACUCGCAGUCUCACAAGAAACAUAAUUCAAUCUCAGUACUCAAGAAAACAGGCAACAACACCCAGUCUAUUGCUUAUGUGGUGGAGAGACUUUAGCUGUCAUCAGAGUGACGUGUGUGAUACUGUACAGUAUAUGAGACUCACAAACUUGUGUUUUAGAAACCUGCCCGCAAAUAUUUUUAUAGUACUUUAUAGAAACCUACCCACAAACAUCUUAUGAACCAGUGUGACUGGUUCAUAAGAAUCAUUAUGACUGGUGUGGCAUGUAGACUGGUUCAUUAGAAUCAUUAUGACUGGUGUGGUAUGUAGACUGGUUCAUUAGAAUCAUUAUGACUGGUGUGGUAUGUAGACUGGUUCAUUAGAAUCAUUAUGACUGGUGUGGUAUGUAGACUGGUUCAUAAGCAUCAUUAUGACUGGUGUGGUAUGUAGACUGGUUCAUAAGCAUCAUUAUGACUGGUGUGGUAUGUAGACUGGUUCAUUAGAAUAAUUAUGACUGGUGUGGUAUGUAGACUGGUUCAUAAGCAUCAUUAUGACUGGUGUGGUAUGUAGACUGGUUCAUUAGAAUAAUUAUGACUGGUGUGGUAUGUAGACUGGUUCAUAAGCAUCAUUAUGACUGGUGUGGUAUGUAGACUGGUUCAUAAGCAUCAUUAUGACUGGUGUGGUAUGUAGACUGGUUCAUUAGAAUAAUUAUGACUGGUGUGGUAUGUAGACUGGUUCAUAAGCAUCAUUAUGACUGGUGUGGUAUGUAGACUGGUUCAUUAGAAUCAUUAUGACUGGUGUGGUAUGUAGACUGGUUCAUUAGAAUCAUUAUGACUGGUGUGGUAUGUAGACUGGUUCAUUAGAAUCAUUAUGACUGGUGUGGUAUGUAGACUGGUUCAUUAGAAUCAUUAUGACUGGUGUGGUAUGUAGACUGGUUCAUUAGAAUCAUUAUGACUGGUGUGGUAUGUAGACUGGUUCAUUAGAAUCAUUAUGACUGGUGUGGUAUGUAGACUGGUUCAUAAGCAUCAUUAUGACUGGUGUGGUAUGUAGACUGGUUCAUUAGAAUAAUUAUGACUGGUGUGGUAUGUAGACUGGUUCAUAAGCAUCAUUAUGACUGGUGUGGUAUGUAGACUGGUUCAUUAGAAUCAUUAUGACUGGUUCAUAAGCAUCAUUAUGACUCUACUGUGGAGAGAAACAAUUCAGGGAAAACUGAUAAUCUUCAGACGAAAGAGAAUCGACACUUUUACUGAAGGAAUGCUGAUGGUUUCAUGACGAAAUAGUCUUUCUAGUAAAUAAAUAUGAAAAGGAAUAACCUCUAUAGCUGUCAGUGCGUCGAACAGUUGUGGGUGAGCUGCGUUUUUUGUUGAAUAGUCGAGGUAAGAUCUGCAACACAGUGGUAGAAAAGACCCAAGACACUCAUUAACUCUCUCGUCUUGUCGGAGGGAAAAGUUAUAAUGGCAAGAAAGUCUACGAUGAUGCAAUUCAAGAAGUGUUAGCAAUUUGAUUCGCACAUUUUUCCUCACUUACGGCCGGGUUCUCUUCGGGUUCAUACUACAUCACAGAAAGUAUAUACAUUGUGCUGGUAUAUAUAAAAUUACCAAGCUUGUGUUUAUAAGUGAAGUAACCCGGGGAAGCCUUUGUCAUAUUCUGAGAUUAUGUUUUUGUAUAAAUGGUUGGGAUAUUAUUUGCUGACACAGGAGGUAACACAUGUGAUAUGCGUCAAUUCAGUAACUGAAUGUAACAAUAUUUUAACGUACAAAUGUAUGCCUGUGUGAAUAAAAACCGUACACAAA